Molecule: messenger RNA, 981 nt
Organism: Leptopilina heterotoma
Lineage: Eukaryota; Metazoa; Arthropoda; Insecta; Hymenoptera; Figitidae
Exons: 1
Coding region: 473-847 (124 amino acids)
Cellular component (GO): mitochondrion
Source: RefSeq, a predicted model, not a curated record
AACACUAGUAUAAUUAAAAAGAGAAUGCCACCAAAUUAUUUCUCUUCUAAAAUUUAAAUUUUACCUCUCAAUAAAAUAAUCAAUGUAAGCGCAAGCGCUUUUCUCUUCAUGGCAACUGUCUAAAGUCACUCUCAGAGUUCUAUAAAAAAAUGUGAUCUUGAAAACAUCAACAAGGUUAAAAAACACUUCAUUUAUAAAAUGAUAUUAUCAAUUUGUGCAGUAUUUAAGAAAAAUUUCGAUCAAUCACAAUAUCAUCGACUCAAACGGUAAUUAAUUACAAAUUAAUAAAUAAUAAUAAAAAAACCUAAUUUAUCAGAAAAAGAUUUAAAGAUUACAAUAGAUGUCAGAUUUUUGGCAUGAUCAUAUCACGUGGGCUAUAAACAGUUGACAUUUGUCAAAAACAUUUGAUAUUUUUAUCCAAUUUCUAUUAUUUCUUCUAAUUGUAAAAAAAAAAAAAAAAAAAAAAAAAACAAUGAAAAACUGGAUUUCUUUACGACAAUUGUUUUCAAAAAAACAAUUGCAACAGUGGAAUAAAUUAAAUUUCAACUCUACUAAUAAAAAUUAUAGUAGUGAUAAAAAAAAGCCAACGAAAACAAAAGAAGAGGAAUUAGAAUAUUUACAGUCACAUUCAUUUUCAUCGUGGGAGGAAAUUCAAGUACCAACAUCAUGUUGUAUGUCUGGUUGUGCAAAUUGUGUCUGGAUACAAUAUGCGGAAAGAGUGAGUCAACUGUUAAAGGAAAGUGACAAGGAUUUUAACAAAAUAAUUAUGGAUAAAGUUGAAGAUCCAAAUAUGAGAGCUUUUCUUGAAAUGGAAUUACGAUGUCGUAAUCUUGAAAAUAAAAAAUAAAAAAAAAACAACAACAAAAAAUAGGAAAAUUUAUGAAGUUACUGUAAAUAAAUGCUAUUAUGUAUAUUUAAAUAAUUUGUAAAUAAAUUUUCUUUGUAAGAAAGUGUUGAAGAAAUAAAAUAUUUUUUCACUAA